GGCAAAGACAGCCCGCCAGUGCGUAGCCCCGUCCCCGGUCCUGUACUCUCAAACCUGCCGAUUCUUCAACUCCCUUUUAUCUGGAAAUCUCGCUGCCAGCAAACUGCUGGCUGCUGAAGGUCGGGGGCAGCGCCCAGCCACGAGCGAGGGCAGGAUUUGGAUUAAGCGCGGCUGACCUCGCACUUGGACAAACGACACCCUCUCUUUCCGCGGCCCCACGAACAGGAAUUUCGCGCCCAAUGGGAGCUGAGGGAACCUGGAUACUGGCAUUUCGCGAUCCCUGGGGGACCGAGAAACGACAUUUGAGGGCGCCAUAUUUUCACGCGCUGCUGCAGGGUAACAUCUGGACUUGGUUCCUGGCCCCUCGGAUGCUCAGCUGCCUACAAGUUCCCGGGUUGACUUGUUGAAAACUGUAUUGCUGCUGGAGACUUCUCAGAUGCUUCAGGAUAUCUUCAGGGGAAUCAACUCUUUACGUAAACUGAACAUUUGGAAAUUCUAAGAGAGGACCUUCAAAUCAUCUAGGAAAAUGGUGGCCCUGUCCUUAAAGAUUUGUGUCCGCCACUGCAACGUGGUAAAGACCAUGCAGUUCGAGCCAUCAACAGCUGUGUACGAUGCGUGUCGAGUCAUUCGGGAGCGGGUACCUGAGGCCCAAACUGGCCAAGCUUCUGACUAUGGGCUGUUCCUUUCGGAUGAAGACCCCAGGAAAGGCAUUUGGCUGGAAGCAGGCAGAACACUGGAUUAUUACAUGUUGCGAAAUGGGGAUAUUUUGGAAUAUAAAAAGAAACAGAGACCUCAGAAAAUCCGGAUGCUGGAUGGAUCUGUGAAAACGGUGAUGGUGGACGACUCCAAGACCGUUGGGGAACUCUUGGUUACUAUCUGCAGCAGGAUAGGAAUAACAAACUAUGAAGAAUAUUCUUUAAUCCAAGAAACUAUUGAAGAAAAGAAAGAAGAAGGGACAGGUACACUUAAAAAAGACAGAACACUGUUGCGAGACGAAAGGAAAAUGGAGAAGCUAAAGGCCAAGCUUCACACAGAUGAUGAUCUCAAUUGGCUGGAUCACAGCCGAACAUUCAGAGAACAAGGAGUAGAUGAAAACGAAACGUUGCUGCUUAGACGGAAGUUCUUUUACUCUGAUCAGAAUGUAGAUUCAAGAGACCCUGUGCAGCUGAACUUGCUUUAUGUUCAGGCUCGGGAUGACAUCCUCAAUGGCUCCCACCCUGUCUCCUUUGAGAAAGCUUGUGAGUUUGGUGGAUUUCAAGCACAGAUACAGUUUGGACCUCAUGUGGAGCAUAAACACAAGCCUGGAUUCUUAGAUCUAAAAGAAUUCCUACCCAAAGAAUACAUCAAGCAGCGAGGAGCUGAAAAGAGAAUAUUUCAGGAGCACAAGAACUGCGGAGAGAUGAGUGAAAUAGAAGCCAAGGUGAAGUACGUCAAACUCGCCCGGUCCCUCCGGACAUACGGUGUGUCCUUUUUCCUGGUGAAGGAAAAGAUGAAAGGCAAGAACAAACUGGUGCCUCGCCUGCUGGGUAUCACCAAAGACUCAGUGAUGCGUGUGGAUGAGAAGACCAAGGAGGUGCUGCAGGAGUGGCCCCUCACCACGGUCAAACGCUGGGCAGCUUCGCCCAAGAGCUUCACGCUGGAUUUUGGGGAAUAUCAGGAAAGCUACUACUCAGUACAAACCACUGAGGGAGAGCAAAUAUCCCAGCUGAUUGCAGGCUACAUUGACAUCAUCCUCAAAAAGAAACAAAGUAAAGAUAGAUUUGGACUCGAGGGCGAUGAGGAGUCAACUAUGUUAGAAGAGUCCGUUUCUCCAAAAAAGUCCACCAUCUUGCAGCAGCAGUUCAACCGGACCGGGAAGGUAGAGCACGGCUCUGUGGCACUGCCAGCCGUGAUGCGCUCGGGCUCCAGCGGGCCCGAGACCUUCAACAUCGGCAGCAUGCCCUCGCCGCAGCAGCAGGUCAUGGUCGGGCAGAUGCACCGAGGCCACAUGCCCCCGCUGACGUCAGCCCAGCAGGCUCUUAUGGGGACCAUCAACACUAGCAUGCAUGCUGUCCAGCAGGCCCAGGAUGACCUCAGUGAGCUCGACUCGCUGCCGCCUCUCGGCCAGGAUAUGGCGUCUAGGGUAUGGGUUCAGAACAAAGUUGAUGAAUCCAAACAUGAAAUUCACUCUCAAGUUGAUGCCAUUACAGCUGGAACGGCUUCAGUUGUUAACCUCACGGCUGGUGACCCCGCGGACACUGACUACACAGCUGUGGGAUGUGCGAUCACCACUAUUUCUUCCAACCUGACGGAGAUGUCCAAGGGCGUGAAGCUGUUGGCAGCCCUCAUGGACGAUGAUGUGGGCAGCGGGGAGGACUUGCUGAGAGCUGCAAGAACCCUCGCUGGGGCAGUGUCGGACUUGCUGAAAGCUGUGCAGCCUACCUCUGGAGAGCCUCGACAGACCGUUUUGACUGCAGCUGGAAGUAUUGGACAGGCCAGUGGGGAUCUUCUGAGACAGAUCGGAGAGAAUGAGACCGAUGAGCGAUUCCAAGAUGUUUUGAUGAGUUUGGCCAAAGCUGUGGCCAAUGCUGCUGCCAUGUUGGUACUAAAGGCAAAGAACGUUGCCCAAGUGGCCGAGGACACGGUCCUACAGAACAGGGUGAUUGCCGCUGCCACCCAGUGCGCCCUCUCUACCUCCCAGCUUGUGGCAUGUGCCAAGGUGGUGAGCCCCACCAUCAGCUCCCCUGUGUGCCAGGAGCAGCUGAUCGAAGCAGGGAAGCUUGUGGACCGCUCGGUGGAGAACUGUGUCCGCGCCUGCCAGGCGGCCACCGACGACAGCGAGCUCCUGAAGCAGGUCAGCGCGGCAGCCAGCGUGGUCAGCCAGGCCCUGCACGACCUCCUGCAGCAUGUCCGACAGUUUGCCAGCCGCGGAGAGCCCAUCGGCCGCUACGACCAGGCCACCGACACCAUCAUGUGUGUCACCGAGAGCAUCUUCAGUUCCAUGGGCGAUGCUGGUGAGAUGGUGCGCCAGGCUCGGGUCCUGGCCCAGGCCACCUCAGACCUCGUCAAUGCCAUGAGAUCAGAUGCGGAAGCGGAAAUCGACAUGGAGAAUUCCAAGAAGCUCCUGGCAGCAGCAAAACUCUUGGCUGACUCCACUGCUCGCAUGGUGGAAGCGGCAAAGGGGGCUGCAGCCAACCCUGAGAAUGAGGACCAGCAACAAAGACUGAGAGAAGCUGCAGAAGGUCUCCGAGUGGCAACCAAUGCUGCUGCCCAAAAUGCUAUUAAGAAAAAAAUAGUCAACCGACUGGAGGUUGCAGCCAAGCAGGCGGCAGCAGCUGCCACACAGACCAUCGCGGCUUCCCAGAACGCGGCUGUUUCCAACAAGAACCCUGCGGCGCAGCAGAUGCUGGUCCAGAGCUGCAAGGCCGUGGCUGAUCAUAUACCUCAGCUGGUCCAGGGAGUGAGAGGAAGUCAAGCUCAAGCAGAAGACCUCAGUGCUCAGCUGGCUCUCAUCAUCUCUAGCCAGAACUUCCUCCAGCCUGGAAGCAAGAUGGUGUCCUCUGCCAAGGCUGCGGUGCCCACCGUGAGUGACCAGGCUGCAGCCAUGCAGCUGAGCCAGUGUGCCAAGAACCUCGCUACCAGCUUGGCGGAGCUGCGCACAGCCUCACAGAAGGCCCAUGAAGCCUGUGGCCCUAUGGAAAUUGACUCAGCUCUGAACACUGUGCAGACACUUAAGAAUGAACUGCAGGAUGCCAAGAUGGCUGCCAUGGAGAGUCAGCUGAAACCACUUCCAGGAGAAACGCUGGAAAAAUGUGCGCAGGACCUAGGAAGUACGUCUAAAGCAGUGGGCUCCUCCAUGGCACAGCUCCUCACCUGUGCUGCUCAAGGCAAUGAGCACUACACAGGAGUGGCUGCUAGAGAGACGGCCCAAGCGCUGAAAACACUGGCCCAAGCUGCUCGUGGAGUGGCGGCAUCCACCACUGACCCCACAGCUGCACAUGCCAUGUUAGAUUCUGCUCGAGACGUGAUGGAGGGCUCAGCCAUGCUCAUUCAGGAAGCCAAGCAGGCCCUGAUUGCACCUGGAGAUGCAGAGCGGCAACAAAGACUAGCUCAGGUGGCCAAAGCCGUCUCACACUCCUUGAAUAGCUGUGUGAAUUGCCUCCCCGGGCAGAAGGAUGUGGAUGUGGCCUUGAAGAGCAUCGGAGAGUCCAGCAAGAAGCUGCUUGUGGAUUCGCUACCUCCAAGCACGAAGCCUUUCCAGGAAGCCCAGAGUGAGCUGAACCAGGCAGCAGCUGAUCUAAACCAGUCUGCUGGGGAAGUAGUCCAUGCAACCCGAGGCCAGAGUGGAGAGCUGGCUGCAGCCUCCGGAAAGUUCAGUGAUGAUUUCGACGAGUUCCUUGAUGCCGGCAUUGAGAUGGCUGGCCAAGCUCAGACAAAAGAAGACCAGAUGCAAGUGAUAGGCAACCUCAAGAAUAUCUCUAUGGCAUCCAGCAAGCUGUUGUUAGCUGCCAAGUCUCUUUCUGUAGACCCAGGAGCCCCCAAUGCAAAAAAUCUCUUGGCAGCAGCUGCAAGAGCUGUGACAGAGAGCAUCAAUCAGCUCAUCACUUUGUGCACGCAGCAGGCCCCUGGCCAGAAAGAGUGUGAUAAUGCCCUACGGGAGCUGGAGACGGUUAAGGGGAUGUUGGAUAAUCCCAAUGAACCUGUUAGUGACCUCUCUUACUUUGACUGCAUUGAGAGUGUGAUGGAAAACUCCAAGGUUUUGGGCGAGUCAAUGGCAGGGAUUUCACAGAAUGCCAAGACCGGGGACCUCCCUGCCUUUGGGGAAUGUGUGGGGAUUGCAUCCAAAGCUCUCUGUGGGCUCACAGAGGCCGCUGCCCAGGCUGCGUACUUAGUCGGCAUCUCUGAUCCAAACAGCCAGGCAGGCCACCAGGGCCUUGUGGACCCCAUCCAGUUUGCCAGGGCUAACCAGGCGAUCCAGAUGGCAUGCCAGAACCUGGUGGACCCCGGAAGCAGCCCAUCACAGGUCCUGUCAGCUGCCACGAUUGUCGCCAAGCACACCUCAGCCUUGUGCAACGCCUGCCGCAUCGCCUCAUCCAAGACAGCCAACCCAGUGGCCAAAAGGCACUUUGUUCAGUCAGCCAAGGAAGUCGCCAACAGCACUGCCAACCUGGUGAAGACCAUCAAGGCCCUGGACGGGGACUUCUCUGAAGACAACCGCAAUAAGUGCCGCAUUGCCACGGCGCCCUUGAUCGAGGCGGUGGAGAACCUGACGGCGUUCGCGUCGAACCCUGAGUUUGUUAGCAUUCCUGCCCAGAUCAGCUCCGAGGGCUCCCAGGCACAGGAACCGAUCCUGGUCUCAGCCAAGACCAUGCUGGAGAGCUCUUCAUACCUCAUCCGCACCGCACGCUCCCUGGCCAUCAACCCCAAAGACCCCCCGACGUGGUCCGUGCUGGCUGGACAUUCCCACACCGUGUCGGACUCCAUCAAGAGUCUCAUCACAUCCAUCAGGGACAAGGCCCCCGGCCAGCGGGAGUGUGACUACUCCAUCGACAGCAUCAAUCGGUGCAUCCGGGACAUCGAGCAGGCCUCGCUUGCAGCCGUCAGUCAGAGCCUGGCCACACGGGAUGACAUCUCCGUGGAGGCACUACAGGAGCAGUUGACUUCAGUGGUCCAGGAAAUCGGGCACCUUAUAGAUCCCAUUGCCACAGCAGCUCGGGGAGAAGCAGCCCAGCUGGGACAUAAGGUUACCCAGCUAGCAAGCUACUUUGAACCCUUGAUCUUAGCUGCGGUUGGUGUCGCCUCCAAGAUUCUUGACCAUCAGCAGCAGAUGACAGUGCUGGACCAGACCAAGACACUCGCAGAGUCUGCCCUACAGAUGUUGUAUGCAGCCAAAGAAGGUGGAGGGAACCCCAAGGCACAGCACACCCACGAUGCCAUCAUGGAAGCCACACAGCUGAUGAAGGAGGCUGUGGACGACAUCAUGGUGACGCUGAACGAGGCCGCCAGCGAGGUGGGGCUGGUGGGAGGCAUGGUCGACGCCAUAGCCGAAGCCAUGAGCAAGCUGGAUGAAGGCACUCCUCCAGAACCAAAGGGAACGUUUGUCGACUAUCAGACGACCGCGGUUAAAUACUCCAAAGCCAUUGCGGUAACAGCUCAGGAAAUGAUGACUAAGUCGGUUACUAACCCGGAGGAGUUGGGAGGACUGGCUUCACAAAUGACCAGUGACUAUGGGCACUUGGCUCUCCAGGGCCAGAUGGCAGCGGCCACGGCGGAGCCAGAGGAGAUUGGAUUCCAGAUCCGUACCCGUGUACAGGACUUGGGCCACGGCUGUAUCUUCUUGGUCCAGAAGGCGGGGGCCCUCCAAGUGUGUCCCACAGACAGCUACACCAAGAGGGAGCUGAUCGAGUGUGCCCGAGCCGUGACCGAGAAGGUGUCCUUGGUGCUGUCAGCUCUCCAGGCUGGGAAUAAGGGGACCCAGGCAUGUAUUACGGCCGCCACUGCCGUGUCCGGGAUAAUCGCUGACCUGGACACCACCAUCAUGUUUGCAACGGCAGGGACCCUGAAUGCAGAGAACAAUGAGACCUUCGCAGACCACAGGGAGAACAUUCUAAAAACAGCCAAGGCCUUGGUUGAAGACACAAAACUGCUGGUGUCUGGGGCUGCGUCCACUCCAGACAAGCUGGCGCAGGCAGCCCAGUCCUCAGCAGCCACCAUCACCCAGCUUGCCGAGGUGGUCAAGCUGGGGGCAGCCAGCCUGGGCUCCGAUGACCCUGAGACCCAGGUGGUGCUGAUCAACGCCAUCAAAGACGUGGCCAAGGCCCUUUCGGAUCUCAUUGGUGCUACCAAGGGAGCUGCCAGCAAACCCGCGGAUGACCCCUCCAUGUACCAGCUCAAGGGGGCUGCCAAGGUGAUGGUGACCAACGUCACCUCCCUCCUCAAGACCGUGAAGGCAGUGGAGGACGAGGCCACCCGAGGCACACGAGCACUUGAGGCCACCAUCGAGUACAUAAAGCAGGAGCUCACGGUGUUCCAGUCCAAGGAGGUACCUGAAAAGACAUCAUCACCUGAAGAGUCGAUAAGGAUGACGAAAGGCAUCACCAUGGCAACAGCCAAAGCCGUGGCAGCUGGGAACUCAUGCAGACAGGAGGACGUGAUUGCAACAGCCAACCUGAGCCGGAAAGCCGUGUCAGAUAUGCUGACAGCUUGCAAGCAAGCGUCCUUCCACCCUGAUGUCAGUGAAGAAGUGCGGACCAGAGCCUUGCGGUACGGGACGGAAUGCAGCCUCGGCUACCUGGGCCUCCUGGAGCACGUCUUGGUGGUUCUUCAGAAACCAACUCCAGAACUCAAGCAACAGUUGGCUGCUUUCUCCAAGCGCGUGGCGGGGGCGGUGACCGAGCUCAUCCAGGCAGCGGAGGCCAUGAAAGGAACUGAGUGGGUGGAUCCAGAAGACCCAACCGUCAUUGCAGAAACAGAACUGCUGGGGGCUGCAGCAUCCAUUGAGGCUGCUGCUAAGAAGUUAGAGCAGCUGAAGCCACGAGCAAAACCAAAGCAAGCAGAUGAGACGCUGGAUUUCGAAGAACAGAUCUUGGAAGCUGCUAAAUCCAUCGCUGCUGCCACAAGCGCCCUGGUCAAAUCGGCCUCAGCAGCCCAGAGGGAGCUGGUGGCCCAAGGAAAGGUCGGCUCCAUCCCCGCCAAUGCUGCAGAUGAUGGACAGUGGUCACAGGGGCUGAUUUCUGCCGCCCGGAUGGUGGCAGCAGCAACCAGCAGUCUCUGUGAGGCAGCCAAUGCCUCCGUUCAGGGACAUGCCAGUGAAGAGAAACUCAUCUCAUCUGCCAAGCAAGUCGCCGCUUCCACCGCUCAGCUGCUUGUGGCCUGCAAGGUGAAAGCAGAUCAGGAUUCAGAGGCCAUGAGGCGGCUACAGGUAAUGGUCACUGAUGCUGGUAGGAAAAUACUCCUGUUGGAGCGGGCAGCAGGAAAUGCUGUGAAAAGAGCCUCAGACAAUCUUGUUCGUGCAGCCCAGAAGGCAGCAUUUGGCAAAGCUGAUGAUGAUGAUGUCGUAGUGAAAACAAAGUUUGUGGGGGGUAUUGCUCAGAUCAUUGCCGCCCAGGAGGAAAUGCUGAAGAAAGAGCGAGAACUAGAAGAAGCAAGGAAAAAACUGGCCCAGAUCCGUCAGCAACAGUAUAAAUUUCUUCCCACUGAGCUGAGGGAGGAUGAGAGCUAAGGCCAGAACCGCAAUAGCAAGCCCCAGGGGACAGCCCUGCCAGAACUGGACAGAGUGUUCCUGGGAGGCUGGACACUUACCUAGGAACUGCCUCCUCCCCCUGGGGCGAGCCAGGGCCCUGAGUGUUCAUCCUCCCUCCUGUGUCCCAUCGGGCAUCGGCUGCAUGAUCAUGAUGUCACACGGUACAGUGUCCCACCCACAGCUCCGCUGCCACCUCCCUCUGCCUCACCACAUCUCAGGAGAGAGGGGCGCAUGUUUAUAUGGACUGUUACCAAAAAACGAGAAGUCAGUAUUAUGUCAUUCUCAGACACCUGUGCUUUUGUUGGUCCUUCUCUAGGCCUACUCUCGGGCCUAUUUGUGAAAUCUUAAUUGGAAAAAAGUAAUGGCUCGGGGAAAAUCAUGAUGUCAGAGACGUAUAUAGAUAUUCUUCUUCUCAGGAGAAGAUGGAAGUUGGAGUUGGACACGGAUAAUAAAAGCCAGAAACAUAAACGAGUGUGGACUCCAGGAGGGUAACUGGGAUCCUCCUUCCAUGUCUUGAGCUCUGGCUCACCCCAGCAGGUGAAGAAUUUCCGCUCCCGUUUGCACGCUUUCCUGCCUCAGUGUAUAAGCUCUUUGUACAAUCUUGACCCAUCUUGUAUUCUGUGGCCCAGAAAAUCAAAUGGUUAUUUUUUUUUUUGCCUCCAUAAGCCAAAGGGCAGAGGUAUGGGAGGCCUGCCAGGGCUUGGCAAGCAGGGCCUGUAAUAAAACACGUGGGCUCCUUA
Choloepus didactylus (southern two-toed sloth) is the source of this 8961-nucleotide messenger RNA. RefSeq names its product talin 2 (gene TLN2). Gene Ontology annotation, cellular component: cytoskeleton; plasma membrane; ruffle. NCBI's taxonomy places the organism in Eukaryota, Metazoa, Chordata, Mammalia, Pilosa, Megalonychidae. The coding region runs from base 527 to 8200 and encodes 2557 amino acids. The record is from RefSeq and is a predicted model, not a curated record. Gene Ontology annotation, molecular function: structural constituent of cytoskeleton; actin filament binding; integrin binding. Gene Ontology annotation, biological process: cell-cell adhesion. The transcript has 59 exons.